AUGGCGCACGGCAACCCUGUGCCUAAACUCUACAAGUCCAUUAUUGACGAUGUGAUUGAAAGUAUUCAGGACCUCUUUGCAGAAGAGGGAGUAGAUAAACAGGUUUUGAGAAAGCUGAAGGAGCUCUGGGAAACCAAGGUUAUGCAGUCUAAAGCAACCGAAGGCCUCUUCAAACACAGCCACCAUUCUUCACGCUUAACUCUACAUGUUCCACACAAUUUUCAUCAUGUUUUGCAGGCUCCAACAGCUUCUUUAGUUAUCCCAACUGGAGGAGGCUUUCAGCAUUUCAUGGCAACAGACCUGGGUGCUUCACAAAAGGGUGCAACUCUUACUCUCCCUUCCAGUGUUGCUUAUCCCAUACAUGUACCAGCUGGACUGACUCUGCAGACAGCAUCUGGGCAGCUUUAUCAAGUAAAUAUGCCUGUUAUGGUUGCACAUGGCCAAGGAGAUGCAAGUAUUCUGCAGCAUCCUCUUCAGCAGAUGUUUCAGCCCGUUGGCCAACCUUCAGUUCUGAAAACAAACGUUGCUAGUGUUGCUCCAGUGAGAUCUUCUGUCCAGGCAACUGCUGAGACAUUGCAAACCCAGAAGACUGAAGUCCAACAAACUGUGGUGUUUCAACCGAGUACCUUGCAGAAUAAACACCCAGAGAACUCCACCAACACUGUGCUGUUUCAGCAGCCUGCAGUGAGUCGGCAGGAGAUUGCAACUAAUGCAGUGUUAAAUCAGUGUGCAGAGUUAACAGAAAAAUCCCAGUACAGCCGUCUUCAUACAGCUGUGUUUACUUCAGGAUCCUCUGAAGUGUUUUCUCCUGCUGAAUCCUUGGCAAACGACCCAGGCAGUGUGCUGCUGCCAGAUGUGGAGGGGCAGUUAGACAUGAAGCCUCAGGAAUCAGUGCAACAGCAGGUGUCUGAUGUCAUUGAGCUGAUUAUCAAGGGCAAAAGUUUAGAUGAUAAUGCUGCUCUGAAAGACCAGGAUAGCGAGGCUCCCACAGACAAGAUGGAACCUACUGAGCAGGUGGAAUCUGAUUUGCAGUCAGAGAGGGCUAUCUGCAGUGACACUGAAGGCAUAAUUCAGCUAGAUGGAACUUGUGAUGGUUCUCCCAAGAAAGAAGUACUACAUACAAAAGAUACAGAAGAGAAUGAGUUCAUUGACAUUAUUGAAUCAGAGGAUCUGAAGAUUCUGGAGGGUGAAGAAGAUGAAGAAGCUGACAGUAUUUCAAACUCUGAGUCUAGUAGCAGCUGUGACAAUGAAGAGCCCCAAACAGACAUUGUUGAGGAGGACCCAUUAAAUUCUGCUGAUGAUGUCAGUGACCUGGACAUUGCGGACUUGUUUGACACCAACAAUGUGAUAGUUUGUCAGUAUGAGAAGAUACAUAGAAGUAAAAACAAAUGGAAGUUCUUCUUAAAAGAUGGAGUGAUGUCCUUUGAUGGUAGAGACUAUGUUUUUGCAAAAGCUGUUGGAGAUGCAGAGUGGUGA
Messenger RNA from Centrocercus urophasianus (Greater sage-grouse), 1476 nucleotides. RefSeq names its product general transcription factor IIA subunit 1 like (gene GTF2A1L). Gene Ontology annotation, cellular component: transcription factor TFIIA complex. Lineage: Eukaryota; Metazoa; Chordata; Aves; Galliformes; Phasianidae. The coding region runs from base 1 to 1476 and encodes 491 amino acids. The record is from RefSeq and is a predicted model, not a curated record. The transcript has 9 exons. Gene Ontology annotation, biological process: transcription initiation at RNA polymerase II promoter; transcription by RNA polymerase II.